This is a messenger RNA of Alosa sapidissima (American shad), 2045 nucleotides long. It is a transcript of the gene lysmd4, whose product is annotated as LysM, putative peptidoglycan-binding, domain containing 4. The record is from RefSeq and is a predicted model, not a curated record. The transcript is spliced from 3 exons. The coding region runs from base 344 to 1198 and encodes 284 amino acids. Lineage: Eukaryota; Metazoa; Chordata; Actinopteri; Clupeiformes; Clupeidae.
UGUGUAUUGAGAAAUCAUAUUUCCACUCCACACGUUUUUCUUGACAUUCAUUUGUUGUAUGAGGAAAAAGGCAUAUGUUUCUGUUUCUAGGUUAACAACAGACAUUCCGUUCUAGGCUACUUGAUCUGCCCAGUUUGUGAGGGUUUUCAGUUGUAAUUUUUUAAGUUUAGGAAAGUAAUUUCAGUCCACUUUAAUAAGGUAACUUCUCAUUGGCUGAUGUAAUGCCUAUCAGCUAUAGGGUUAGGUUGCACCUACGUUGUCCGUAACGAGAUGGACAGAUAUUUUUAUCAACAGUAUGUAGCAGUUAAUUUUCUCUGAAGGGUGAUUUUCCCUUACUGUGGAGAUGCGGCGUGGGGAGUCUCUUCCACGGGCCUUUCAGGCUCCAGUGGACGUCCAUGCCAGUGUGGACGGGCAGGUGUACAUGUUCCAUGGCCGACAGGCAGACUCCGGGGGCUCCUCGGAGGACGAUGAGUUCAACGUGAUGGAGUUGAGGCCCAGAGGCCGCGACUCAGAGGAGCGUGAGAGAGAGAGGGUGGGCGAGCUACUGCUGCUGGAGAGAGAUAUCUCACAGGGGGACAAUCUCAACAAGCUGGCACUGCAGUAUGGUUGCAAGGUGGCUGAUAUCAAACGAGUGAACAACCUGAUUCAGGACCAGGACUUGUACGCAUUGAAAUCGAUUAAAAUUCCUGUGAAGAAGCAUAGCAUCCUCACAGAGACCAACUCAGAACUUCGUGAGCCUGAACCAGAACCCUCAACUCAAUCCACUGCCUCUGCCGUAUCCUGUGAAACUCCCACAGAAGGCUCCCCUGGUAGGCCUCAAGUGCAGGAGUACACAGACUUUCUCAAAGAGGUGGACAAUGACAUUGAGAGGCUCAUUCAAACCACGGAGGAGGAGUUCCUGGUUGACCAGGAGGGUCCGAGGAGAUGGGGGCCUCGUGGGCAGCGCCUGGGCAGCUACGGGGCCGACUGGGGCAUCCAGUGGUGGAACGCUGUGGUGGCCAUGCUUCUCAUUGGCAUCGUGCUGCCCAUUUUCUAUGUGGUCUAUUUCAAAACCCAAGACAGUGGAACAGCCGUUUUGGACGACAGCGGGGUGAACAGCUCCAGCUCCAUCACUACCUCAAAUAGCUCGAUUGCGAGUGUCAGUAUGUUGAGCCCUGAAAGUACUGUGAUGGACCAUUUAAGCAAGCCACACACAUAGUUUGGAGUGGCAGACAUUUGGGAAAGAUGCUUGGAAUUCACCCAUGGUCUGUCAUGUCUCGUUUUUGUUUUGUGCCAAAGCAAGAUGAGCACUUUCAGGUCUCCAAAGAAACAUCAGCUUAAACCAAACAAGAGAAAGUGGCUUAUGUAAAAUCAAGAAAUGCAUAGGAUGUUUAACAUGAUCAAUAAUAUCAAUACUGGUGUAACACAUUUUCAUGUGGUUAUUAUAGCUUCAUAUAGCUGCCUGUUGAGGAUUAGUUUGUCUUUAUUUCAGCAGUAUUAACUGUUUUUGGUUAUUCAAUUCACACACAAUUGACAUGCUGUAUUUAUGACUGUGGUGUAGUGUUUUGCUCUGUCGUUUCAAUUUUGUUUGUCGUUAAAACCAUCUGGUACUUGUUGUUCCAGAACAUUCUGUGAUAGUGAUAUAGCACUACAUUCUAACUAUGCACUUUUGUGAAGGUUUAGCUUAUGAUUGAUUUGUGAGUGUGAGUCUUCAAAGAUCAAUUAAUAUAUAAGGUAUGGGCAUCCAGAGCUUUAAUACCUAUAGCUAGACCCUCAAUACGAAAAUAACCCUUUCAAUAUCAUCACAAAGUGGUAUACAGUACAUGACAAUGCCAACAGAUAAACUAUGUUUUGCCUUUUUUCAUUAAGACGCUGGAACAUUGAGGGGGCUUUUUGACUUGCUGCCUUGUGUGAAUUUAUAUUCAUACCUUAAAGAGGCAAUUCAAUCUAAUCAAAAACUACAACAUGUAUUUUUAUUUAAUCUUACUAAAGUAUAUGCCUGACAGGCAGUUCUAUGCAGAAACUGUAAUGUGUAUGGAAGUGCAAUAAAUGUCCUCUUUACAGUU